Molecule: messenger RNA, 2583 nt
Organism: Leptosia nina
Lineage: Eukaryota; Metazoa; Arthropoda; Insecta; Lepidoptera; Pieridae
Source: the annotation of a GenBank genome assembly
AUGUUCUUAGAGUUUUCUCCUCUUGAAGAGCAUUACGGUGUAGAUGAGGCCAUGAUCCCCUACUUUGGUAGACAUGGCUGCAAACAGCACAUAAAAGUACCGAUGACACAAGUAGUCGCGAUAGCUGGUGAGCCGGUCUACCUUCCCUGCGAUAUCGCCACUCAAGACGAAGACGAUGCCGUGCUGCUGGUGCUCUGGUACAGAGAAGAUCUCGGUACGCCAAUAUACAGCGUGGACGCCAGAGAAAAGGAUUUUGGUAUAGCGGAGCGAUGGUCAGACGAAAGUGUGUUUGCGUCGAGGGCAUACUUCCUGCCCGAGAGGAGACCAGCAGAGCUCGGAGUCGAUCGAGUGAGGUCCACCGAUCAGGGGAUCUACAGAUGUAGGGUGGACUUUAAGCAGGCCCAGACCAGAAAUUCUAGGGUUAAUUUAACUGUUAUAGUGCCGCCCAACAAGAUGGUGAUAACAGAUGAUAAAGGAGACAUGAAGCAAGCGAUAGUGGGCCCCUACAUCGAAGGCGACUCCUUCACCCUGAAGUGCGAUGUUUCUGGAGGUCGACCCCGGCCUUGGGUGAAAUGGUAUCGAGAUGAAGUGGAAAUGGAUACUCCAGUGACUGUGCUAUCUGGGGGCGCGGUGCGAGGGGUUUUAAGAGUUGGUCCUCUCACCAGGACUGACGUCAGAGCAGCGUUCACUUGCCGGGCAUCGAACCACCUACGAUCGCAUCCAAUCGAGACUACGUUAACGUUAGAUAUGAAUUUUCCCCCACUAACAGUUCACAUCCUAGGAUCCAAUCAGCCCUUGUCUGCAAGACGCAGAUACGACCUGCUCUGCCAAAGUGCUGGCUCUCGACCACCAGCAUCAAUCACGUGGUGGAAGAACGGGCAUCGGAUAAAUAAUGCCAAAGAAACGUUGUCCACAGAUGGGAAUACGACAACAUCCACCGUGUCCCUCCAACUGACCAAGUCAGACGCGGGCGCCAAGCUUGCCUGCCGCGCGUCUAACCCUCAGAUGCCUUCAGUAGCACCUUUAGAAGAUGACUGGAUAUUAGAUAUUCAAUAUGUACCAGAAACAGUGGUGCGGUUAGGGACCAAUCUAGACCCGCGGAACAUUCGUGAAGGAACAGAUGUCUACUUCGACUGCAUCAUCAGAGCUCACCCCUACGUUUAUAAGGUGGAAUGGCGGCAUAAUGGCAAAACUCUUAUACACAACGUGGGCCAAGGCGUCAUCAUCAGCAACCAAUCGCUGGUGCUGCAAGGAGUCGGGCGCAAAACAGCUGGAAACUACACCUGCGUAGGCUUCAAUGCGGAGGGAGAUGGAGAAAGCAAACCAUUUUCGUUGGACGUCUUGUAUGCCCCAACAUGCAGAAGCUCCCAGCAAAGGGUGCACGGAGUAGCGAAGCAGGAGCGAGCUCACAUAUCAUGUCACGUUGAUGCCAACCCGCCUGAAGUUAGCAACUCCCGAAUGUUGUUACAGUUCCGUUGGACGUUCAACAACACGGCCAACAGCAACGAAGUGAGUGACACGUACAUCUCCCGAGCCGGGACGACAUCCACAGUCACGUACACACCGCACACGGAAAUGGAUUACGGGACGCUUUUGUGCUGGGCCCACAAUAGGAUCGGCAAACAGAGGGUUCCGUGCGUGUAUCACAUUAUUGCCGCCGGACGUCCCGACCAAGUCCACAACUGCUCAGUGGUGAACGCAUCACUCACGUCGUUUGGGAUUCGAUGCUCCGAAGGCUUCAAUGGAGGCAUGCCGCAAUCUUUUCUUCUCGAAGUCAGAGAAAUUUUAACGCAGGAACUAGUCGCGAAUGUGUCCAGUGCCGUUCCUCGGUUUACGGCCAUUGGGUUAAUACCUGGACGGACAUAUGCGGCGGCUGUGCUAGCAUACAAUGCUAAGGGCAGGGGAGAUCCCUACCCCCUACGUGCCAGUACUCUUAGGCCCCCCGAAAAACACCACGUCCAUGACAAGAGCUUGGACUUACCAAGAACAGCAUUUCAAAUGUCUGGAGCCAUGUCAGCAGCCGUCGGUGUCGGUGGUGUGAUCAUGGUGGUAUUGGUACUGUUCCUCAUUGGGGUGAAGCAGAAAUGCGCGAAACGGAAGCCCAGGUCUGGUCCACCUCCGUCUUCGCAGCCCGGCUCUCCAGAUAAACUGAGAGAAAAGGAUGAUAGUGAAAGUGAUGACCGAAAUCCAGAUAUUAUCCCGUCUGAUACGGAUCACUUACAGCUAGAUUACUACAGAAAGCAACAAGUAUCGACGAUAUCACCUCCUCCUGGGUCCAGAAUGCCCCGGGGAAGUGUGGCCGGGGUGAGGGGCAGUAUCCCCGCUUACUGUCCUCUGAGGACCGCGCCGCCACAGCAUCAAACCAUGAUUGAUAGUUCGCUGAGUCAAACCCAGCAAGGGAUCCCGCCACCCGCGGGCUUCGGCAGUGGUUCGUGUACAUUGCCGCGCGGGUCCAGCGCGGGCCUUACAGCUAUGGCGGCGGGCGACCGAUGUAUCCCACUACAGCAUUUGCGCACGUUGCCCAGACCGAUGGCAACGCCGACUCCGUUGCCACGACAUCCCCCCCGCGACACCCCCCUCUGA